AUGGCAAAACGCCCGAACUUUCUCGUCAUUGUCGCAGACGACCUUGGGUUUUCAGAUAUCGGCUGCUAUGGCUCAGAGAUCCAGACCCCUGUGCUGGACAAGCUUGCCAACGAGGGAAUUCGAUUUAAUGACUACCAUACGGCAGCGGUGUGCUCACCAACGCGCUCUAUGCUGUUAAGUGGAACUGAUUGUCACCUGGCUGGUCUUGGAGUAAUGUCUGAAUUCCGGACGGUAGAUCCCGAGCGAUACAACAUUCCUGGCCAUGAAGGCUACAUGAAUCAUGAUAUCGCGGCUCUUCCAGAAGUACUCCAAGAUGCUGGAUAUUUCACAGCCAUGGCUGGGAAAUGGCACCUUGGAUACAAGGACCAAUUUGGUCCUCAUUCGCGUGGAUUUGACCGAAGCUUUGCAAUGCUGCCAGGGUGUGCCAAUCACUUCGGUUGGGAACCAGCUUGGAAUAAAGAACCAGGCGGACAGCGACCUGCAAAGUUUGUCCCCGGACAUUCAGCACCACUUUACACAGAAGAUGGUGCUCGUUAUAUGCCGGACCCCAACGUACAGAGCGACCCUGUAAAAGGCUUCUACAGCUCCAAAACCUAUGCGGAGACCUUGAUCAAAUAUUUAGAUCAAAGAAAUGGGAAACCAUUCUUUGCCUUUCUUCCGUUUGGGGCGCCACACUACCCGUUGCAGUGUCCGGAGGCGGACCGAGACAAAUAUGCUGGCAUGUAUGACGCUGGACCUGAUGUUCUGCGAUCUCAAAGGCUUGAAGGGCUCAAAAAGGCCGGAAUAGUUGCAAAAGACGCCAUUCCACACCCUGUUGUCGCCACGACAGCGGAAUGGGACGCGAUGACUGCAGAAGAGAAGAAAAUGUCGUCCAAAGCAAUGGAGAUCUUUGCAGGGAUGGUAGAUGGAAUCGAUCAGGCGGUAGGUAAGGUUGUCAACUACCUUGAGCAGAUUGGAGAGAUGGACAACACUGUCAUCAUGUUUAUGAGUGAUAAUGGCGCAGAGGCAGCUGCCUGGGAAGGGAACGCUGCCAAUGGGCCCGACCUGUUGAAGACUAUCGAGGAUUACUAUGACAACUCGUACGAGAAUCUGGGCAAUUACAACUCUUUCUGUUGGUACGGUCCUCGCUGGGCUCAAGCAUCAACGGCGCCCGGUAGGUUGUACAAGGCAUACAACACAGAAGGGGGCAUUCGUGUGCCUCUUAUCGUGAGAUAUCCCAAAUUGCGCGGACACCCACCGGGUAGCAUUUCGGAAACAUUUGCGACAUGCAUGGACGUCAUGCCAACAUUACUCGACCUCGCGGGCAUCAAGCAUCCAAAUCAACUUUCGGGACUGCAAAAAGUCCCGUAUCGAGGUCAUAUGGUCUAUCCUAUGCGUGGAAAAUCAUGGGUGUCGCAUCUUGCCUGUAAGGCGCCGAUUUAUGGUGAAGAACCAGUAGGUUGGGAGAUGUUUGGCCGAGGCGCUCUCAGAAAAGGAAAGUGGAAGAUAAACUGGAUGACCAAAAAGGAUCAUGGCAAAGGCACCUGGGAGUUGCACGACUUGUCUCGGGAUCCUGGGGAGAACGUUGACUUGGCAGAACAGUAUCCCGAAAAAGUAAAGGAGCUGGUGGAUGAUUUCGACGUGUUUGUCAAGCAGACAGGCACAGUUUGGGGACUUCCACUUGAUAUGACUCAACCUCGGAAACCAUUGCCCCCAGACAUGAUUGGCGGUGACCCGAUAGCAGACCAACGAGCAUGGAUGGCAGUAGGAAAGGGCCAGCGGUUGAAGGCUUAA
This is a messenger RNA of Exophiala oligosperma, 1773 nucleotides long. RefSeq lists its product as uncharacterized. The transcript has 3 exons. NCBI's taxonomy places the organism in Eukaryota, Fungi, Ascomycota, Eurotiomycetes, Chaetothyriales, Herpotrichiellaceae. The record is from RefSeq and is a predicted model, not a curated record. Gene Ontology annotation, molecular function: arylsulfatase activity. Bases 1 to 1773 code for a protein of 590 amino acids.